Opisthorchis viverrini is the source of this 372-nucleotide messenger RNA. RefSeq lists its product as hypothetical. The transcript is spliced from 4 exons. Lineage: Eukaryota; Metazoa; Platyhelminthes; Trematoda; Opisthorchiida; Opisthorchiidae. The record is from RefSeq and is a predicted model, not a curated record. The coding region runs from base 1 to 372 and encodes 123 amino acids.
AUGGGUGACAUUGGAUGGCCAACUCGCCGCCGUCAACGGCUACGCAACCAAGACGACGUGCAGGGGGUCUCCAACUACGGGUUCUCUAUUCCACGGUCCAUUAUGCAAGUAAUGGAUCCUGAAGCCAAAAUAGUUAAAAACCCAGUUGUACGAACGAACCGGGACUGGAAAACCAGUAAGCAGCUGAACAGAAAACAAGAAUUCUUCUUCCCCCUCGACACCGACAAUGAUGUCCGACAAACAUGCCAAUCGACGCGUGUGCCACCACAAUCCACCAAUAACUCACCUAAAGUCUGUUCACCAGCUAAAGGCGAUAUUCCCAUCCGGAUUGGGAAGUCCGCAGCAGCUUUCUUGAACCUGCAUCAACCGUAG